Molecule: messenger RNA, 2358 nt
Organism: Otolemur garnettii (small-eared galago)
Lineage: Eukaryota; Metazoa; Chordata; Mammalia; Primates; Galagidae
Gene: SLC2A5
Product: solute carrier family 2 member 5
Exons: 12
Coding region: 293-1798 (501 amino acids)
Biological process (GO): fructose transmembrane transport
Cellular component (GO): membrane
Molecular function (GO): fructose transmembrane transporter activity
Source: RefSeq, a predicted model, not a curated record
CUUUAGCUAUGAGGAAAUGCCGCAGACUGUUCCAAUCAGGACAAUGCUGUGCCUGCAGCCCCCAGAGGGCACUGACUUGCUUAGCCAAACCCCAGACAUUUAAUUUGAAAGCAGAAGUGAAAGGAAGACAAGGUUCCUGAAAGGGUUAUUCUGACUUAGACUGGCUAUAAAAAUGCUAUUGGCUGUUAUUCUGCGUGGCCAAAGUGCACCCAGAAUGUCUUCUGUCUCCAUCCAGUGAGUUGGUUACUUUGGCUAAAAGGAGGCAAGCAGCACUCUGCUCUUCGGGGCAAAGAUGGAGCGGCAGGAUCAGUUCAAGAAGGAAGGGAGGCUGACGCUUGUGCUUGCCCUGGCAACCCUGAUAGCUGCCUUUGGAUCAUCCUUCCAGUAUGGGUACAAUGUAGCUGUUGUCAACUCCCCAGCAGAGUUCAUGCAACAAUUUUACAAUCAGACCUACUAUGACAGAACCGGCGAGUUCAUGGAUUCCUUCCCCUUGACGCUGCUGUGGUCUUUGACUGUGUCCAUGUUUCCCUUUGGAGGCUUCAUUGGAUCCCUCCUGGUCGGCCCCCUGGUGAAUAAAUUUGGCAGAAAAGGAGCCUUGCUGUUCAACAACAUAUUCUCCAUCGUGCCUGCGAUCUUAAUGGGAUGCAGCAAAGUCGCCAAGUCAUUUGAGAUGAUAAUUAUUUCCCGACUUUUGGUGGGAAUAUGUGCAGGCUUGUCCUCCAAUGUUGUCCCUAUGUACUUAGGAGAGCUGGCCCCUAAAAACCUGAGGGGGGCCCUCGGGGUGGUGCCCCAGCUCUUCAUCACUGUCGGCAUCCUCAUAGCCCAGAUCUUUGGUCUUCGGAACCUCCUCGCAAAUGAAAAUGGCUGGCCCAUCCUCCUGGGGCUGACCGGGGUGCCUGCGGCGCUGCAGCUGCUCCUGCUGCCCUUCUUUCCCGAGAGCCCCAGGUACCUGCUGAUCCAGAAAAGAGAUGAAGAGGCUGCCAAAGAAGCCCUAAAGACGCUGCGGGGCUGGGACACGGUGGACAUGGAGGUGGAGGAGAUCCGGCAGGAGGACGAGGCGGAGAAGGCCGCGGGCUUCAUCUCUGUGCUGAAGCUGUUCAGGAUGCGGUCCCUGCGCUGGCAGCUGCUCUCCAUCAUCGCCCUCAUGGGUGGCCAGCAGCUGUCCGGGGUGAACGCGAUCUACUACUAUGCAGACCAGAUCUACCUGAGCGCCGGCGUGAACGAGACCCAAGUCCAGUACGUGACAGCUGGCACGGGGGCCGUCAACGUGGUGAUGACCAUCUGUGCCGUGUUCGUGGUGGAGCUGCUGGGCCGGAGGCUGCUGCUGCUCCUGGGCUUCGCCGUGUGCUUCAGCGCCUGCUGCGUGCUCACCGUGGCCCUCUCGCUGCAGGACACGAUAUCCUGGAUGCCUUAUGUCAGCAUCGUCUGUGUCAUUGCCUACGUCGUAGGACACGCCAUUGGACCCAGCCCCAUCCCCGCCCUGCUCAUCACUGAGAUCUUCCUGCAGUCCUCCCGGCCGGCCGCCUUCAUGGUGGGGGGCAGCGUCCACUGGCUGUCCAACUUCGUGGUGGGCUUGAUCUUCCCAUUCAUCCAGGAGGGGCUGGGCUCCUACAGUUUCAUCGUUUUUGCCGUGAUCUGUCUCCUCACCACCAUCUACACCUUCCUGGUGGUCCCUGAGACUAAGGGCAAGACCUUCAUAGAGAUCAACCAGAUUUUCACCAAGAUGAAUAAGGUGUCAGAGGUCCACCCUGAAAAGGAGGAACUGAAGAAUCUUCCCCCUGUCAGCUCGGAACAGUAACUCCGGGGAAAAGAGGCCUGUUCAGUGAGUCUUCGUGGAGCUUCCCUUCGGCCUUUUUUCCUGACUUCUAGUCAUCUGUGAACAUUCAGGAGGAAGGCAGGUCUGGGUGGAAUGCGGCCUCUUUCCGGCCUCCCCGCCCUAGCAGGGACUGUCCACAGGCUUCUGUGCCAUGCCGAAAGCUGGGCUGUCUCCCUCCAGAUGGGCCUGUCACCCACCCUGAGUCAGGCAAACAGCUGGUCCUCUGCCUUGCUGGGCUCGCCAUUGCGUGGCUCCUGAUAACACAACUUUCCUAACAGAAAGGGGUUAAAUUUGCCGGGGAAACUAACUAACUCUUCUCCGUGCCUGCCCUGGCUGGGACCACAGGCGUUUGAUGAGAGCCAUUGUCAUCCUCUUCUCAGAACCUUCCCCAGACACAUUUGUGCUGGACAGUGUGAAGUCAGAAAUAAUGACAUCCAGAAAACUAGAUCUAGGGGACCUCUAGGGGAACGGAUCCCUGUGGAGAUAUUAACUGAGCGGAAUUAUUACUCCUAAAUUAUGUUGUUAGUGGGAAAUGGAGUUGA